AUGCAGCAUUCCCAGUUGGCUCCGUUGCCAAACGACGUGCCUUUCCGAAUCGUCUCCAAGACAAUUGGACAAGGCGCUUAUGCCUGCAUCAAAAAAGCCUGCCCCUUGGACUCGAACAAUCCGGUAUUCGCCGUCAAGUACAUUCACAAAGAAUACGCCGCAAAGCACGGAAAGAUCAGCACAAGACAAUUGUCACUAGAAGUAUCGGUUCAUAAGCAUGUCAGUGGACAUAAUAAUAUCAUCACUUUCUAUCAAACCGGCGAGGACCCUAUCUGGCGAUGGAUCGCGAUGGAAUUGGCCGAGGGUGGAGAUCUCUUUGACAAGAUUGAGGCCGACGAGGGUGUUGGAGAGGACAUUGCCCACGUUUACUUCUCACAACUCAUUAGUGCUGUGGGCUUCAUGCAUUCAAAGGGCGUCGGUCAUCGGGACAUUAAGCCGGAAAACAUGCUGCUCACAGCUGAUGGGAAUCUGAAAAUCGCGGAUUUUGGGCUGGCGGCAUUAUUUGAGUACAAGGGGUCGAGGAAGUUGUCGUCCACUUUCUGUGGAAGUCCACCAUACAUCGCCCCGGAGGUGAUCACCUGUAGUACCCGAGGUCAAAAUAAGGGACCGGGGUAUCACCCAGAUCUGGUGGACAUUUGGUCUUGUGGCAUUGUACUGUUUGUUCUUCUAGCAGGCAAUACCCCGUGGGAUAGCCCUACUGACGACAGCUAUGAGUUCCACGAGUACCUAGCUACGAAUUCACGCACGACAGAUGAGCUAUGGCAGAAGCUUCCUGCAGCUACGUUAUCCUUGUUGAGGGGCAUGUUGACCGUGGAUCCAAAAUCUCGAUUCUCCCUAGAGGAUGUUCGAAGGCAUCCGUGGUAUACACGUUCAAACAGAUUCCUUUCAUCAGACGGAAAACUCAGGGACCCGAUCAACCUGGCAACGUCGAUGUUUGAGUCCCUGCAUAUUGACUUUAGCCAAGAUCCACUUUCUCAGAAGCGAAAAGGUGCGAGUCGAAGCUUGGAUACAAUGGAUAUGGAUACGGACAUGGAUGGCGCUGAUGGUACGGGCUUUUCCUCUACACAGCCUGAAAUGCCCGCCGGGGCGAUGGUUAUGGACUGGGAUGCUCCUGAUAUGACUUCUGGUGCCUUUUCAUCCACUCAGCCCUCUGGAAAGCUAUCUAACACCCAAGAUGCGGUAAUCAUCAACCAUCUGGAAGAUGAACCAUCCAUGUCUCAAUUCUCUCAGCAACCGUCUGUUCCCGUUAGCCGCACUCAAAAUGCUCAGAAGUUUCAAGAUAUCAUUCCAUCCCGGUCGAUGACUCGAUUUUACUCGGCAUGGGAACUCAAGCUCCUGGUACCUCUAAUUUGCGAAGCUCUUCAUCGACUUGGAGUUCCAGUUCCAUCAGUGCCUGCUGUUACCGCUGGAGACACAUCUGCAAUGAUUCGAGUUGUCACCAAGGAUGGCCGCUUAUGUCAAAUUCAAGGCAAAGUCCUUAUUGAAUGCGUAUCAGAAGGGAUCUUUGAAGUCGAAUUCGUCAAAGUGAAAGGUGAUCCGCUAGAAUGGCGCCGAUUUUUCAAGAAAGUGACCAUUCUAUGCAAGGACGCUGUCUUCAAGCCCGAGGAGUGA
Messenger RNA from Penicillium malachiteum, 1611 nucleotides. RefSeq lists its product as uncharacterized. Gene Ontology annotation, biological process: protein phosphorylation; mitotic G2 DNA damage checkpoint signaling. Gene Ontology annotation, molecular function: ATP binding; protein kinase activity. The transcript is spliced from 2 exons. Bases 1 to 1611 code for a protein of 536 amino acids. Gene Ontology annotation, cellular component: cytoplasm; nucleus; site of double-strand break. The record is from RefSeq and is a predicted model, not a curated record. NCBI's taxonomy places the organism in Eukaryota, Fungi, Ascomycota, Eurotiomycetes, Eurotiales, Aspergillaceae.